Messenger RNA from Hippopotamus amphibius kiboko, 6901 nucleotides. It is a transcript of the gene TIFA, whose product is annotated as TRAF interacting protein with forkhead associated domain. Gene Ontology annotation, molecular function: protein binding. The record is from RefSeq and is a predicted model, not a curated record. Gene Ontology annotation, biological process: canonical NF-kappaB signal transduction. The transcript has 3 exons. Lineage: Eukaryota; Metazoa; Chordata; Mammalia; Artiodactyla; Hippopotamidae. Bases 583 to 1140 code for a protein of 185 amino acids.
UCCGCGCUUUCGAUUUUAAAGGCUCAGAGGAGGGGGCGCACUCAGUCCGCCAGUGGAAGGAGCAGCCGCGCGUGCCGGAGGGUCUGGAGCCCGCAGGCCCCCCGCUCCCCCGGCUGGGUUGCGUCUGCGUCCCUCUCUCCCCUCGGCCCUGUCCCCCCGCUUCGGCUCACACCUGCUCCCCCUACUCCCAUCCCCGACCCCGCCGAGUCCCGCGCGCACGCGCGGCGGUGGGCGGCGAGCAUCGCCCGACCCAGCGCACGUCCCUGAGCCUAGUGCCGAGCCCGGAAACCAAGGGGAAGUUCACGGACCCUGGGACCCUAAGCUUUCAGAUUGAAAGGAGGAAUUUGCCAAAUUUUCUGGAGCGGGAAUACACCCUGAGCCUCGCAGCGGAAGUCCGCAGCCGCGGUGAAUCGGACUCGGCAAUCUAGGCUGGCUGCAGGCCAAUCGGGGAGAGUGGGAAAAGGAAGACACCGUCUCUGGAAAAACCUGAGCCUUACUAAGUUUCACCUUCUGCUAAUUUUGGUUUUCACGACACCUUUAGCAAGACCUGUUGCUUAAGCAGGUCAGAUUCUGGUGCACAUCAUGUCUAAUUUCGAAGAUGCUGACACUGAAGAGACAGUAACUUGUCUCCAGAUGACUGUUUACCAUCCUGGCCACCAGCGAAGUGGAAUAUUCCAAUCAAUAAGGUUUUUUAACCGAGAGAAACUCCCCUCCAGCGAAGUGGUGAAAUUUGGCCGGAAUUCCAAUGCCUGUCAUUAUACCUUUCAGGACAAACAGGUUUCCCGAGUACAGUUUUCUCUGCAGCUGUUUAAGAAGUUUGAUAGCUCAGUUCUCUCUUUUGAAAUUAAAAAUAUGAGUAAGAAGACCAGUCUGAUUGUGGACAACAAGGAGCUGGGCUACCUAAAUAAAAUGGACCUGCCACACAAAUGCAUGGUUCGGUUUGGCGACUAUCAGUUCCUGAUGGAGAAGGACAAUGGAGAGUCAUUAGAAUUUUUUGAGAUUCAAUUUUCUUUGUCUACCAGACCACUCUUGCAAGAAAACAACUGGCUACCACAGAAGCCCAUACCUGAGUGUGGCAAUUAUUCAUCCUGUUCCACCCCAAACAAUUCUCCUAUAGAAAUGGGUGAAAAUGAAUGGUAAACGCAGAGGGCUAAGAGAAUCAUGGAGGAUGAAGAACUCUGUAGACACUUUAUAGACAUUCCACUUAAUAAGAAUUUCUUAGUUUAGUAUGUUACUGUCAUCUGUUAUGAAAUCUGGUGUUAUCAUUUGAAGUCUGUAACUUGUAUUAGUCAUUGAUUUAGUGACCUGUUGCAUUUCUGGAUGUGUGAAGAAUUACUGUAAGUGUAUAUCUGUGAGCAUCAGUGUGCAAGAAGUAUCCUUUGUGAUGAAGGAAUAGUGUUCUCAAAAUAAGGUUAUGUUGUUUUCUUUUUAUGCCUGAUUUUUGGUCCUGUGUUUUAUAUUGUCUCCUUUUGAUUUGUAAGUUAUCAUCUCUUGGUUUAGUCAUGUUAUUUCACAGCAGCCAUUUAUUUUUAAGGUCAGGGCUACAAGCAAGUUAUUAUGGGUGUUGUAGCCUAUUGGUACUUGUAGUACCAGCAUAUUGGAACAGAGCAUAAAAUGUUUUAGCGCGUCAUUGUGGUUUUAAUAUGGGAAACUUAUUGGAGCAAUAAUACGUUGAUUUUCUGUUUUUUUCUCUAUACAAUUAUACUGUUUAUUCCCAGGAAUACAGUUCUCCUUGUCUAUACUCAGUAUUUAAAACCAAUAUUUUAAACAUUUUAACGAACCACUGUGUUUAGAAUUCUUUUCCUUUUUCUUUUGUUUUUGUUUUUUCUUUUUCUUGGCCAUGCCACGUUUCUUGUGGGAUCUUAGUUCCCUGACCAGGGAUUGAAUCCGGGCUCCUGGCAGUGAAAGUGCUGAGUCCUAACCACUGCACCCCCAGGGGUUCCCAAUUUUUCAUUUUUCUUACCAAAUUUUAAAUAGUUUUUUAUGCAUGGCAGUUUUAAAUUGCAUGAAUUCAAAAUUUUAACAGCAUCCACGUACACAAUAAAGUCAAAGUUUAAUUCUCUAGCCAUUUUCCUUGAAACUCUUUCUGAAGAAAGGAAAGAACUGUUUUUAGACUACUCUAAGGGGGACUGAGUAGCUGCAGGCAGAGGCUGUGGCUGGGGAUUCAGACACAGCCAGCUGUGCCCCUCAGUGCGUACUGGCUCCGUCCUCCAUUUGUUCCUCAACCCACAUAGAGGCACAAGGCCACCAGUAGCACUCAAGUGUUAUAUGUGCUUGAUCAGCCACCCAAAGAGAACCUUACCUCCCAAUUCCAGUCCAAGAGAAGGGUCCGCUUGGGUCAGGUGCCCACGCGUCUACCAAUCAACUCAGUGACCAUGUGGAUAAGAAAAGCAUUUUCUCAAAAAAUGGCCACAGUGGGAUGGGGUUGAGAGCAAACAAAAUGUUGAUGUUUGAUACUAGGUACUGCAGCUAAGUUGUGAAACUUUCAGUUCACCUCUGAAGGACUCAUUUGUCCCAGGAAACUGAUUUUUAUUUUGGGCUCUUUAAGUAGAGGGGUGCAUUAAUCGGUGCCAGUGUUACAGUCAUAGGCAGCCUCUUCUUGAACCUGCAACUUCAUGACAAGGGGGUGCUUUCCAAUGGUGAAAUCUCAUAUGCCAUAUGAUUAUAUAGCCAUAUUCUGGAGGAUUUUGUCUCUACUGUCUACUGCAUUGACUGACUUGAAGAAGCAUUACUUUUAGGCUCUAACAUGAGGGUAGUAUUAGUUUUAAUACGUGUAGAAAAAUUAGCUAUAAUCUUAUUACUAGGAGAUAACUAUUGUUACUAUUUUGUGUGUAUAUAUUUGGUAGGUGCUUCCAUGUUAUCUCAUGGCCCUUUUAGCUUUUUCAGAUCUCUAACACUUGUUUAAUUCCUUAUAGUAAUAGUUAUCUGUUAAAAUAACAGGUGUGGUUACUAUUUUACCAUCUGGACCCUGACUGAAACAAUUAGAUCUUUCAUUUCAGGUGAUGAUCAAGGAAGAGCUUGGAAAACUGAGGUUGGAAUCUACUGGGUUUCUAGUUGGUACAAGUUGUCCAUAAGUCCAAUCACUCGUCAUUCUAGUAUUCGACCUACAUGAAAAUAUUUAUUUGGCCAAGUUUCUCUUUAAGCAGUGCAUUUAGCACAGGGACAUUGGUGAAAAGAAAAGGAAAGCAGUGGUUUUAGUUCUGUUGCUGGUUUCAGCAUUUUGUUGCUGGUGCAGGGCCCCUGAGGGACUAGAGAUGAGCCUGUCUGGCAGUGCUUACUAGCGUCUUCACAAAAGAGAUCAUCGUGAGAUGCAAGGGAACACAGCAGCUUUCUUAAUACUGUUAGUGGAAUCAUUUCUCAAAAGCCUAAACCAAGGUAGUAACAUUUUAAAACAGGAAACUUCUGAGGUUACACAGUCAAGAUAAGGUGUGACAUAGGAAUUCCCUGGUGGUCCAGUGGUUAGGACUCCAUGCUUGCACUGCCGGUUGAGUCCCUGGUCAGGGAACUAAGAUCCCCACAAGCCGCACGGCAGCAUGGCCAAAAAAAAAAAAGUAUGACAGUGGAACUUCACCUUAGGUCAAAGUGCCUUUUUACAAUAAUAUCAUUUUUGAUAUCUUAAAACAAUUUUUCAAUUAUCCAAAGUUAAUUUAGAUAGACUAAACAGUUAAAAAAAACACAAAAAACCUCCAAACUUCAAAAAACCCUCAAAAACAAUUCUGCUGUAUAAUUCCUUUAGAAAGGAAGUAUGUAUGGUGUUGACCAUAGGCUCUGAAUCAUACUGCCUGGAUUUAGCUACCAUUUCCUGUGUAAUUUGUCAUAAACUCUGAGUUUCAGUUUCCCCUUCUGAAAAACAGGGAUUAAAACAAUGCCUCCCUCAAAGGGUUUCUGUGAAAAUCAACUGAGCUAAAGUAUGUAGAAACCUUACCACUGUGUUACACAUAGUACAUUAUUAUGAACAGCACUGAGCACAAGUAGGUCCUUAUAUUUAAUGGUCACAUAUAAAAGAUUUAUUACUUACUUCUGGGUGUCAGAAAAAAAACUCCGUUAAUUUGUAAUAUUAACAAAAAUCCAUGACAAUUUAUUGGGUUGGCCAAAAAGUUCACUUGGGUUUUCCCAUAUGAGGUCACAAUAUCACUUUUUCCAAUUUAAUUUCAUUCUCAGCUUUAAUGUUUCCUGAGGAUAAGAAUCAGACACUGGAAAUCUGUGUUUUACACUGGAUGAUUCUUUUGUGACCUUCUUUACUGUCAGAUAAUCAGUUACUAAGUAAACAAAGAUGGGAGAACAUAAAUAUAUUUGAUAUACAAUCUUUUUUAGAUGCCUGUGUUCUAAAAUUAUGAUUAGAACACCUUUACAUAAUUAAAGUAAAAUGAAAAUUCUAACUUCAACUAAAAAGAUGUAUUUCUGUAAUUACUGGGGAAAAAAGUAGGCUUAAUUCCUGGUUAUACCAUUUUAAAAAUUCUAGCAUCUUAAAUAAAAACCCUCACACAACUCCACAUACCCUCCAGUUACCCCAUUUCUCUGCUCUGACAGCAACUUUUCAAAUAAAUUGUCUACACUGGCCGUUGUUUAUUCUUCACCCCUUAUAAGAUACUUCUCAGUUUCCAUCCCUUCAUUUGAAAAAAUAACAUGCAACAAUAUGCAUGUUCCCAAACCCAGCUGAUGCACCUGUCCUUUUCUUUCAGUGCCCAAGUAGCAUUUGAUGUCAUUGACUCUUUUUCUGGCUCUGGGGACACCACAUUCUUUGGUUCCUCAAGUUCCUCCCGUAUCUGUUUCUUUUGGCCCAUUCUCUCCCCUGACUUCUAAAAGUCAACAUGUAGUUGGGCUUCUCUGCCUAUCUGCUUCCUCGGGGGUCUCAGCUGGAAUAAUGACUUAAAUUACUAUUUAGCUACUGCUGACUCCUUAACUUGUACCUAUUCUUCUCUGAGCUGCAGACAUAUAUCCCAUCACCUACUUGAUAGACAUCUUCAUUCAGAUUUUUUAUAAAUGCCUCAAAUUUAACUUCCCAAAACAGAACUCUGAAUUUCCUCUAAUUUCCCAAACCGGUUCCUCCCACUACAUUUAUUAAGUCAGAAACCAAGAAGUUAUUAUCAAGAGUAGCUAGAGCUGCUAGUUUGGCUGUCAUCCUUCUGUAGAUUUGGCCAAUAGGGAGACAAUGAGCUCAAAUAGAUUUAGUUUAUCACUUAGACAGCAAAAGCAAGACCAGCGUGGAGUCAAUGUCCUGUAUCCCUGGUCGCUAGGGAUGUCCGUAGCUGACACUGAAUCAGGGGAGGCAGAUGACAGAUGCCUCAAGUGGAGGAUAGCUCUAUUACUGAGGCGUCUCUAAAUUCCAACCAAGCAGUUUUAUUAGCCUACAUCUGUACCUGAAUGUGGGUGAGGUGGAAAUCCCAUGCCUCACUGGAACCAGGGAGUGGGAUCAGAACUUGCCUCACGGCAGCCUUCUUCAAGAUAGGGAGGCAGAUGAUAAACAGCCUUGCAAUGGCCCUUUUAAGACUGCCUAUCUUGCCAUGUUCCAGGGAGAAUCAUGGGGCUUUCUGUUAAGACUUGGGUCAGACUACGGCUGAGCGUCGGCUAUGUGGAUACGCAAAGUGAGCAAGGUCGCCAGGGCACCACACUGAAUGCAUUACCCUACGGUUAAUGGGCAGAGGAUCUGAAGAUGUUAUUCCAAGGAAGACACUGUUGGCUAACAGGCCAUAAAAAGAUGCUCAACAUCACUAAUCAUUAGGGAAUGCAAGUCAAAACCACAAUGAGGUAUCACCUCACAUCUGUCAGAAUGGCUAUUAUCAAAAAGACAGCAAAUAAGUGUUGGCAAGGGUGUAUAGAAAAGGGCACUGUUGUGCACUGUUGGUGGCAAUGUAAACUGGUGCAGCUACUAUGGAAAACAGUAUGGAGAUUCCUCAAAAAAUUAAAAAUAGAAUGAUCAUGUGAUUCAUCAGUUCCACUCCUGGAUAUUUACCUGAAGAAAACAAAAACACUAAUUAGAAAAGAUAUAUACACCACAAUGCUCAAUGCAGUAUUACUUACAAUAGCAGAGAUAUGAAAGCACCCAACGUGCCCAUCAGUAGAUGAAUGGAUAAAGAUGUUGUGUGUGUGCAUGUGUGUGAAUAUUACUCAGCCAUUUGAGACAACAUGGAUGGACCUACACGGUAUAAUGCUAAGUGAAAUAAGUCAGAGAAAGACAAUGUAUGAUUUCGCUUAUAUGUGUAAUCUAAAAAACAAAUGAUCAAACAUAACAAAAAAAAAGUUAUAGACACAGAGAACAAACAAGUGUUUCUCAAAAGGGAGGGGGGUAAAGGGAGGAAAGAAAUAGGGGCAAGAUUAAGUGGUAAAAACUUUCAGUUGCAAAAUAAAUGAAAUGUAUAGUGUGGGGAAUACAGUCAAUAUCUAUGUAAUAAUAUCUGUGUAUGGUGACAGACGUAACUAGAUUUAUCGUGGCGAUCAUUUUGAAAUGUAUAGAAAUACCAAAUCACUAUGUUGUGUAACAGGAACUAACCUAGUGUUGUAGGUCAAUUAUACUUCAAAAACAAACAAACAACUAGAAAAAGAGAUCAGAUUUGUGGUUACCAGAGGUGGAGGGUAGUGGGAGAGGGAAUUUGGAGGAAGGCAGUCAAAAGGUACAAAAUUUCAGUUACAAGAUAAAUAAGAACUUGGGAUGUAAUGUACAACACGAUAAAUAUAAUUAAUACUGCUGUAUGUUAUAUAUGAAAGUUAAGAGAGUAAACCCUAAACGUUCUCAUCAUAAGAAACACAAUUUUUUCCUUUUUCUUUAGUUUUGUAUCUAUGAGAUCUAAAUGUACUGUGAUAAUCAUUUCAUGAUGCAUGCAAGUCAAAUCAUUGUGCUGCACGCCUUAAACUUAUACAGUGCUCUGUGUCAAUUACAUCUCAAUAAAACUAAAAUCUUCUU